AAGUCCGACCCGGACACCAGCACCUUUUUUGGUAGUGCGCCAGCAAGAACCAGAGCUCGCCUCCUUUCUUUUUUGGUUGUGUGCCAACGACCACCGUCCACCGAUGCUAAAACCCCACACAAUCUGGGCGGCUACCCUCCCUCUCUCCCUCGGCCGCCGCCUCCUCCUCCCCAAAUCCAGCCCCUCGAAUCCCUGCGGCCGCCGGCUCCCCUUCCGCCCGGUUUGCAAGCGGCGGAUGAGCGCCCAGGCGCAGCCGAGGUUCGCCCCUCUCCCCACAGCGCAAACCGAAUCUGAUGCCGGGGCAGAGGAAGGGUACCAGUUCAGGCUGGUUUCCUACAACAUACUGGCCCAGGUUUAUGUGAAGAGCGCGUUCUUCCCGCAUUCUCCGUCCGCGUCUCUCAAAUGGAAAGCUCGUUCCAAAGCCGUCCUAGCAGAACUCAAGAGUUUUCAAGCUGACCUCAUGUGCAUACAGGAGUUGGACGAAUAUGAAACCUUCUACAAGAAAAACAUGGAAAGUUCCGGGUAUUCAAGUAUUUAUGUCCAGCGAUCUGGGGACAAACGGGAUGGAUGUGGUAUAUUCUAUAAACCGAAAAGCAUGGAACUAAUGCAGAAAGAAGUAAUACAUUAUAAUGAUUUGGUGGAAACAUACCGUUCUAGUGAUAAUGUAAUUACUGCUACCUCAGAUAAUUCUCCGCCAGCAGAAGAAUCUAGUGGAAAAGAAGAUAAUAGCAAACAUGGAGAUCCAAAUGAUCCACGUGUGAGAUUGAAACGCGACUGUGUUGGUUUACUUGCUGCUUUCAAGCUUACCGAUCCUUGUGAGCAUAUCUUAAUUGUGGCGAAUACACAUAUUUAUUGGGAUCCAGCAUGGAUUGAUGUAAAGUUGGCUCAAGCAAAGUAUCUUCUUUCAAAAGUCUCUGAGUUUGAGAAUGUUAUCUCAAAUAAGUUUACCUGUAAGCCUUCUGUGAUCAUUGCUGGUGAUUUCAACUCCACCCCUGGUGAUAAGGUAUACAAUUACCUUGUAUCAGCUAACUCAGAAUCUACGGAUGAAGUUCCCCUCAAAUUGCGGAGCCUCUAUGCUGCAAACGGAGGGGAGCCAGAGUACACAAAUUACACUCCAGGUUUUACUGGAACAUUGGACUACAUAUUCUUGUUGGAUGGCAGUUCAGUAAAACCUACUAGCCUACUUUGUCUCCCACGAGGGGAUUCUGCGGAUGUGGAGGGAGGCCUGCCCAACUUUCACCAUCCUAGUGAUCAUUUGCCAAUUGGUGCAGAUUUUCAGGUUCUCAGCAGCUAGCGCCUAGCCGCCUAGGCUGGUUGCUUUUUUUCGACAGUGGGGCGAAUGGCCCCACUAUUGUUGGCCAUGAUCUGUGCAGGUCAGAGUAAAUCAUAAGGCUGCCGGGCAUGCAACAAUAUCUCACAGCCACAUUAUUUUCAUUGUUAUUUCUCUUGUAGAACAAAUUGAUAAGCGGAUAUUUUGUAGUUGUCUUUUGUGUGACUGUUGUGAUAUGAAUGGAAGCAGUUUUGGGAACAAACAUGUUUGUCGUUGU
Molecule: messenger RNA, 1547 nt
Organism: Lolium rigidum
Lineage: Eukaryota; Viridiplantae; Streptophyta; Magnoliopsida; Poales; Poaceae
Product: carbon catabolite repressor protein 4 homolog 4-like
Exons: 10
Coding region: 104-1294 (396 amino acids)
Molecular function (GO): poly(A)-specific ribonuclease activity
Source: RefSeq, a predicted model, not a curated record